AUGACCGCAGUUUCAGUUACCGGGACAGCUGGUGUCCAGCCACCGUCUGCCGUUCCCGGGGAGGAUGUUGUAGUGUCACCAGAUCUGGAGCUGCUCUGUCGGAUGCAGGGCAUGAACCCGAACCCUGUAAACAAACUCCAAGCCCCAGACUUCAAUUUCUUACAGGAGUUGGCAAAGCUGCCCGUCGAUCCCACCACAAUUCCAGGAGGCACCGAUGUCCAGGCUAUGCGUUACUGGAUCGACAAUGUCUUCUUGAAAGGACCUCUCGCUGAACACAGAGCCAGAUGUGACAUUCAACGUCGACAACCUGAAGCCAAGAUCGACAUCAGCGAGGUGUUCGUGCAGUGCUCAGACGGAGGCCGGGACACGUUUGUCAUACGGGUAUAUCAGCCCGAGAAGUCUUCGAAGCAGCUGAGACCUGCAAUACUCAUGCUCCAUGGCGGCGGCUGGAUCCAUGGCAAACCUUCUGGCGACGAAGUCAUAUCGAAAUUGUUCUCGUCUGAGCUGGGUGCUGUCGUUUUGGGCGUCGAUUAUAGACUUGCUCCCGAGAACCCAUUUCCAGCCCCUUUAGACGACUGUAACGAAGCGAUUGUAUGGGCGAUCCGGAACGCUGAAAGAUACCAAAUCGAUACCUCGCGCAUCGCACUAUGGGGUGCUUCAGCAGGCGGAAAUCUUGCGGCUGCUGUCAGCAUUAGAUACACCCAAGAGCGUCCAGUGACGGGAUAUCCCAGUCUGCGGUUGGUGAGCCUCGUGGUCCCUGUGACUGCACACCCAAAGGCACAAGAAGCAUUCAACAAACAACGUCCUUUCGAAAGCAGUAGCAUCGAAGAGGAAGUCGCAGACGUGCCACCGGCUCCGGAGCCGGUGGUGAAGGAGUUCGAGAAAUUAUAUGACCUCUAUGUUGGCGACUCGACCGAUAUAUACGAUCCUCUUGUAUCUCCUCUGAUGGCCAAAGCCAUCCCACAACACCCCAAGACCCACGUCACAGUUGCCGCCUGCGAUUAUUUGAUGCCUCAAGGUCUGGCGUACGCCCAGCUUCUUCGCUCAUUUGGCACAGAGGUCACCGAAGAAAUCUUACCUGGUGUUCCCCAUGGCUUCACUUUUCCAAUGAACGCCACGGUGACAAAGAAGUGGCUUGAGAACCAAAGAGACAUCUUUAUGGCAGCGUUCGGCUGUGCGGACGUUGAUUCGAAGUAG
Molecule: messenger RNA, 1197 nt
Organism: Fonsecaea erecta
Lineage: Eukaryota; Fungi; Ascomycota; Eurotiomycetes; Chaetothyriales; Herpotrichiellaceae
Exons: 5
Coding region: 1-1197 (398 amino acids)
Molecular function (GO): hydrolase activity
Source: RefSeq, a predicted model, not a curated record